AGCAGGGCCUCCUGCCGUCAGACGUCGUAGCGUAGGGUGUGCUGUAUCAAUAUAGGGUCAAGACAGGAACAAGUUGGCGGGUGGUGGUGACGGAAGACGGUGCUGAUCUUCCCGUAAUACGCGCGUACGCACGUCGGCCAUCCGCGAGUAAUGUCAACGUACAAAAAAAUCGUUCUGCGUGACUGACGAAAUGACCUUAACAGAUUACGCUUCGAGAAACAAAGGACCACCAGAAUGGAUCGAGGAAGAUCAGAUCGCGUCAGUUCAAGGACGUGUAGGCGAAGACAUCAUCGUUGAACUGAAAUUGGCUUCAUCCGAAAAUUAUGACGAUCUACGAUUUGAGUUAAUACGAGAUGGAGUACCAAUUUCAUCGGAUCGCUACCGGUUGUCAAUGCGUGGCAAUAUUGUGCAACUGGCCCUGAAACAAUCACAAAAGAAUGAUACGGGUUACUACUCCCUUGUAGCAACAAGGGUCGGACAAGAAAACGGCAAAGGGGCUUUAAAGAAAAUCCACUUGAGUGUCAGUGAAACGAGUUACGAAGAGGGCGAACCUCCUGUAUUUUUGAGAAGAUUGAGCGAUCUCGCAGUAAAGGUCGGCACUCGAACCAGAUUUUUGGUAGAAAUACGAAGUCCAACUACUUUGAAGAUAGCUUGGUACAAAGAUGACUCACCUAUUCAUGAAAGCCCCAGGUUCUCCCUCGUUCACGAGGGGAACUUUCACUGCGUCGACGUCGCGCCCGUCACGGUCGAAGAUCAAGGAUGCUGGACUUGCAUGGCGGAGAAUCGUAGCGGAAGAUCCUCGUGCACGUCCACGCUCACCGUUAUUGUUCCCAAGGCUUACAAAAGGCCGGAAUUUGUUGAAGAGCUACGCGCGUUGCUUACCGAAGCGGGUACCGUGUCGUUGGAGUGCAAGGUAGUCGGUGUACCCACGCCGGUACUAAGGUGGUUCAAAGACAAUAAGGAAAUCAAGGCGGGCGAUGUAUUUGCUUUAACUGCCAAUCCCGAUGAUCCGACUUCCCUCGGCGUGUACACCUGUGAAGCGGUCAACUGCAUGGGAACGGCCUAUUCCUCUUCGAAAGUUCACGUAGUUGGAAGGGGAAGUCGAGAAGGUUCAUUAAAACCAGCGGAUGCUUUGACACCGUCUGGACCACUUCCGGUAUUCAGACAGGCGUUGCAAGACGAAUGUUGCAGAAUCGGAGAUACCCUCGCGCUAUCUUGCCGCGUUCAAGUACCACCAUGGCCGAAGGCAAUCGCCUGGUACAACAAGGGAGGCCGCGUCGAGCCCAGCGAUAAAUAUCACAUAAUGGAGGACGGUAUUGGGGGAUACUCGAUCGAGGUGAAGCAAGUGGAAGCCGUAGAUGAGGGUGAAUGGAAGUGUGUUGCUACGAGCGAGGAGAACAUGAAGCAAUUCUCGAACUGUUAUGUGGCAAUGUCUAUUCCGAGAAACUACAGAAAACCACGUUUUAUGGAGAAUUUGAAAGCAGUCUUGACGGAAGAAGGUCUUGUCUCGUUCGAAUGCAAAGUUGUAGGUUUCCCGACGCCACUAUUGCGAUGGUUCAAAGACGGUCAGGAACUUAAGCCAGGAGACGUCUAUCAGUUAACUGGAACUAAUUCGUUAGGUUCUUAUUGCUGUAUUGCGAGGAACUGCAUGGGCGAAGCCAAAAGUACAGCUGAAUUAACUAUUGAGGAUAUACAGAAUCAGCUAAACGAAGAGGAACGUUUCCAGCUUUUGAGCACUAAUCAACCGCCGAAAUUUAUAAAAGGUCUCAGAAGUUGUGAGGCGAGAAUAAACGAAGAUUUUCGCUUCACAGUGCAAGUAAGUGUCGCGCCAGAACCAUGUCUUUCCUGGUACAGAGAUGACGCUUUAAUGGACGAAUCAGACAAGUAUCGCAUGCUGAAGGAAACCCUUGGCACGUGUCAUCUCGAUGUACAAAAGCUCGAAUUUGUGGAUCAAGCCGAAUGGAAAUGCGUAGCGGCGAACGACUAUGGCCAUAGCGUCACUUCCUGCUUUCUGAAGCUGAUCAUUCCCAAGCAUUAUAAAAAACCAAAGUUCCUUGAAAGUUUACGUGCGAUAUUGUCGGAGGAAGGCGCCGUGAAUCUGGAGUGUAAGGUUAUCGGUGUCCCGCAACCAGUCCUAAAAUGGUACAAAGAUAAUGUCGAGCUCAAGCCCGGCGAUAUACAUCGGAUCAUUUCUGGACAAGAUGGUACCUGUUGCUUAGGGACAUACACCUGCGAAGCUAUCAAUUGCAUGGGAACUGUCAGUAGUUCUGCAUCUUUAUUAGGUUUUGAAGAUAAAAAAUCUACAAAGGAGAUUCAGUCUCCAAAUGGUCAUGAACUGGCAAGAAAUCUAUCGCUGUCGACGAUACACGAGGAACGGACUUCUCAGUUGUACGAUACACCGCAAACCGAUCACUCUGUCACUUUGGACGAGCGAGGAGAGGUGUCCUUUAGCUUCGACGGUAAGGAAGUAUCAGUCAGUCUAUACGAAACGCCUGAUCUCACCGAGGAAGAAGCAUUGCAAAUUGUCGAAAUGUACGCUGAUCAGUUGUCCGAGCACGUAACAGAACAUAAUGUGAUUGAGUUGCCUCCAAUGAGAUUUGUCAAAGAAUCGUCUACGUCCGGUAAUUUGCUGAUGGAAGCCGUAGUGAUAGACGUAUCGCCCGAUUAUUUUGUCAGCGCGGAAGAUGGCGAUGAUUUGCGAACAGAGGCAGAUGUCGAGGAUGUUUCUAUCAUGGACGACGUGACGCACGUCUUAUCGUCACCUGAACGUGAUUCUCGAAGUUCUCUGAAGAGAUCGGCUCGAUACAACACGGACGAGGAGGAGAAAGCUCCAAAUAGGCCACCUCGAAAGAAGUCGAUGAGCAUUUCGUCGUCAAAAAGCGAAAAGAGCCAGCGGAUCGAAUCCGAGAGCUUCCACAGUGCUCAAAAGGAAGAGCCGCCGUUGUCGCCGCUUUCAUCUCUGAAACAGGAUGAUAGUGACACUUUCGCGGAUGCUCUGUCUUCCGCGCAUCUCUCUGUUACGGAGAAUCUGGUCCAGAAGCAUGUUGCGGCAGAAAAUAAUACGGCCGAUAGCAGAAAACGCAGUUUGAGCGCAGAACGAUCAAGUGGGUCCAGCUUGGACAACGGAGGUGGUGACUUCUCAUUCGAUGCAGUGACUGGUGCACCCAAGAAGAAGCAGCGCAAGAAAAAACAACGUAAGGAUAAAAGUAGUUCUGAAGAAUAUUUGGGUCCUAAUGGCUAUAAGAAAGAAGAAAUGGGAAGAGAAGAAGAAAGCGAAUUGGAAGAGAAACUUGAUAUAGAACCGAAACCGCACGAACGUAUAAUACCAGUUGAGGAAACAGAACCGGAUGUUAGAAACGAAACUACGCAAGAGGCGAUGAAGAAACUGGUCACCGAAGAAAAACCGUUAGAUGAUCUCGGAAGCAAGAAAGAAACCGCACCGGCAGUUUCAGAUUCUCUGAACAUUCAUGUUUCAGAAAUGAUUCAAAAAUCGAUGGAAGAUAUUCUUCAAGAAUCAAAAAUAAUCCUGCAUAAAGCUUUAAAAACAUGUGAAAAAAUGUCCGAUACCUCGGCGACGCAAUUAUUCAGUAUUUGUGAACGAUCCAACGACAUAUGUCAAAUGUUGGAAGCUUCGCGAGAAAAAGGCGCGGACAUUGAAGUCUUGAUGAAUCUCGAAGCACCUUUGCAUGCCUUAUUGACGACAAUCAAUGAGAUUACAAUAACGAAAGACGAAGAAAUCGUUCGCGAUAUUUUCGAACCAUCUCUCGUUCAGUUGUCACGUACUAUUGAAAAUUUGGAAUUUCCGUCGUUGCAACCUACGUUAACAAUCUUGAAGAAAAUCAAGGAGCGCAUUUGUACUCUCGGUGGAACGGAAGGUCUAUCCUCGGUAAAAUCAAUCUCCGAUGAAUUUCGAAAUAUAUCUGAAAAAAUUGUGGAUCCACUAAAUGACAUCCAAUCGACAUUCAGCGCGAUUUUAGAUCAUAUGGAACAAUCGAAACUUGCGAUAAAUGGUACCACCAGUCCGCAGCAACAAGUUUCAACGAUCUCAGCAUUCGCAACCUGUUUAGCGGAAUUGAGAGAAUGCGUGUCUCAUACGGCGCACACCGCGAUGACAUUAAAAGAGAACGAAACGCUGAACAGCUUGAUGGAAUUCCGAGAGCCUUUAUUGGAUCUUCAAUUAGUUUUAGCAUCGGAAGAACACGCUCCUCCCGAACUUUUAAUGAUAAAGGAAACAACGCUUGCUAUUGAAAGAUUGCAGAGCGUUGUUGUGACUAUACUGAAGAACUCUGGGAACCUCGAAGCGAUCUCGCGAGUGGGAACAAUUCUCAAAAGUUUGGAAGACACCGACAGACAAAUAUCAGAAUUGAUGGAACGAUUGUCAGAGGCGGAAGUUGCUCAGGAGUACAUGUUAAAGAACCUGAAUAUUGACGAAAGUUUAAGUAACGUACAUUUCGCGCUCUCAUCGGUUUUGGAGAAGCAAGAAAAGCACAUAGCCUCGUGUAAUUUAAUCACGUGCAUUGAAGGGCUACGUCAAACAAUUGGUUCCUCAGCUGUUACAAUCGCCAAUCUGGAGAAUCCGGUCGACAACGCGAUAUCUCGGGAGAUAAGCAAAUUGAACGAAUCGUUAUUAAAUCUACAGAGAGAUUUAUUAACUGAAAAGCAUGAACCCGGUGAGGAGCAAAUUUUGAAUAACUUGAUGGGUCCCAUUGCUAGACUAAAAGAGAUAGUUGGCAGCGUGAUUGAAAGCGGUUCCUCGGUCGAAUUGAUGAUACCUAUGUUGGAGCUGUUAAAGGAAAUAGAAAAGGACGCAGCUCUUGUAGCAAAAGAAAUAUCGAAGAAGAAAUCUCAAGAAGAAAAUGUCGCAAAAUCUCAAAAAGAAAGUACGGAAGGUAAAUUAGAAGAAAGAGAGGAGAAAAUCUCAAAAUCCGUUCUAGCUGAUCAAAUUAACCGUUCCUUAGAUCCAAUCAAACACUGGUUAUCUACUACAUCCGAAGACAGCACAAAAGAAGAAGUGGAAUCUAUAUUGAGUUUGACAAUCGACGAUUUGAAGAGACAUGUGAGUCAGAUCGCAAUUCAAACAUCAUACUCCGAACCGCCAAAUGAUGAAAGUCUGAUUGAAGCGCUGAUUGAUCUUCGAGAGCCGCUAAUUAGGCUUAAAAACGCGAUUUCAGUGUAUCACGGACCGGAAGAUCUUUCAGCUUUAGAGAACUUAGGUUAUCCUAUGGAACAUCUCCUGCAAACUAUUAUGGACGUUCUUCGCGUACACGCAGAAGAAGAAUCUUUACAACCAAUAGUAGACAUCGUCAAACAAAUUGAGAAUCAAAUAUCACUCUCAAUCAAGGAUGCUCUUCACCAGCAAGAACUUAAACAGUCUGCAAAGGCACUUAACAUGGAAACAGAGGAAGAAGAAGAAGAAGCUAUUACAGUAUCUCGAGAAACAAUUCCAGGCACUCUUACGGAGAUUCCAUCCACACCGUUAGAAAUCGGAUCCGCUGCAUUGUCUACUGAGCAAGUUAUGACUGAGGACAAUUUCAAAACAAUUGACAAAACAACUGACUAUAUGGCGCCAGAUGUCACGCCAGAAAUCAUGAACAAUGAACAGCAAGAAAGAGAAGAGAAUGCAAGCAAAUUAAUUAUGAUCUUGUCAGAAACGUUAGAGAUACUUCAAAUGGAGAUGACUAGUAUCCUGGAGGAUUUCGAGGAAUCAACAGCGCCAAUUACUACGAUCCCUCAAUCGAAAUUAGCCAAUUCUCUUGAAGAAUUGAGAAGAACUACUUCCACGAUACGCGUGAUGACUACCGUUUACGGCGAAGAAAGUACGUCACUCGAAGAAAAAAUCGAUCAGGCAACUUUGGUGCUAACUAAUCUAAUGCAACCAUUGACGAGCAUACGAGAGCUGCUUUCGAAAUCGCAGGAACAUGAGAUCUCGGAACUCAUGAUAUUGAAUCGGUUAACUCCGUUGCUAGACACAACAGAAAACAGCUUGAUAAAACAAACGAUCGAUUUCGUUGGUAAAGACGGGGAUGCAGAAAAGGAGCUCGAAUCUCUUUUGUGUGUAAUACAAGAGAUCAAAGCGGAGGUCCCGAUUGCGAUUCAGGAUAUAUCAUCCAGACGAAAAGUUUUGGAAUGUCUUUGGGACAUUUCAAAACCUUUGGAGAGCAUCUUGGGACGUAUGAACGAUUUGAAAGAAGCCGUGGAGGAGACUCUUGAAACGGAUGUCGCAAAAAUUUUAGGACAGCCAACUGCUGCUCUUUUGAGAGAUAUUAAAGCAGCUACGCAAGAGUCAGGUAUGUUGUGUCAACGAGGGCCGGUGAUUCGUGAAUUGCGAGAUCUUCUCGAACCUCUGCUAGAAUUCCAUAGCUGCUUAUCAAUGGUGCAGAGUAGUCGAAGAAGUUUGGUUCCGGAAGCAUCUUUAUUGGACGAAAGGAGAAGCGUUAUCCUACGAGCAGUAGAAGGUCUACAAAAACAAGUUUGUCACACUAUCGAAGCAAUCGAGAAUAUGGAGGAAGCCACCUUAUUCAAGGAAUCCUUGACGUUGUUGAAUUCUGCGAUUCUGCAGGUACAAAAACAAAUCGGGAAGACUGAUUAUUCGCGCCGAUCCAGCAGCGUUAAGUUUCCUCUACAGCAUCGACUUACCGGCACGUUAAGUCGCUUAGCAAGCGCUAUAACAGCCUUGGAGGAACACGCUGACAAAGAUACGCACGGAAUAGUGUCCAAAUACUUGGAAGCGUUGCAGAAACAAAUUUCCUUUGCGCAAAUGCAAUUUAUUCAAAUUGGCAAUGAGUCGACUGACGAAGAAGCGAUAGUGGAAGGCUUCCUUUAUCCGAUUAAUCAGCUUUUGUCGGCAUUAAACAUUCUUAAAGUGAACGUGCAGAAAGUACCUAUGACUAUUUCGCAUGAAUUAAUAGUUCAGCUUCAAGAACUCGCCGAUUCUAUCUCAGAAUUCAGUUCCUCCUUAUCGACGCAUAGAGUAGAACUUGCUCAAGAGGCUUCCGAAACAGCGCCGAUUAUAGAAACCUUUUCUGCCGUUAUAGACGUACUGGAUCACGUAAAAGAUUCGAUCGUAGCUAUAGAAAAGAUGAUCGAAGCCGAAAAGAGAGAAAGCAUGGUUAUAACAAAGGUAGAAAGUGUCACCGAUGAGAUCAUUGAAGUAUCACAAGAAGAAGUCGAGAGCGUCAUGAUCACGGAGAUGCCACCAUCUAGUGCGAUAGCUCAAGAGGUUGUUCAACCAGAGGUUGAAGAUACAUCUGUAACGACACAAAUAUCAAUUUUAGAAAAUGUAGAAACGAUAACUCGUUCUGAAAAAAUGGAAGAGGAAAAUCUGGAGGAUAUAAAAAAGCGCGAGGAAGAUCGCCAGGAAAAUGAGAGACGAAAAGACCUAAUGAUUCAGAUGUCGAAGUUUAAUUCUGUGAUAAGCAACUUAACACAGCCAUUAAAAGAACUCAUUCAUUUCAUGCAAUCUGCUGUGCAAGUAUUGCCAGCUUCAAAAUCCGAAGAGAACAAGCGAAAAAUACAAGAGCUAACGGCAUUGGUGCAGAUUCUUUACGAUAUACAAGCUACGAAUACCUCUAUCAAGGCGACAUUAUCUUCCUUAUCUAUUACAGUAUUAGACAGUCAAUUUUCUCGUAUAGGAAAUAUACUUGCUGACUUGGAACAUACUAUUGAUACAGUUAUUUCUUUGACUGAUGAAGGAGUAAAACCAGAAUUAAAGGAGAGCAUUAUGACGUCUUUGCAAUCUUUUGCCGAGCCUUUAGAUAAUCUCGAAAAUGUAUUGGCGUCUGUAUGUGAAACAAUUGAUAAAGAUAAACUCGUCACCGAAAACGGAGAGUCGUUGUCUGCAAUUGUAAAAAAUUUGAUACCAUACAUUAGUGAUACCGUUAAAUCUCUACAUGCGAUUCAAAUCCCAGAAUGCGUUAAAAUGGCCGCGGAAAAAGAAACGGAGAUGUCAAAGAUAAAGGAAGAAACGAAGGACAUCGAAGAAACAACUGCGCGACCGCUCGAGGAACUUAUAGAAGCCAUUAUGGAUUCUCAGGAACAAGUAGAAGACAAGGCUUCGUUAAUUAAAUCUAGUUCGCCUGUUAUGACUCCAACUAAAUCAGAAGAUAUUGAUAAUUUAAAACAAACGGAAACAGAAUCAGAUAAGACACUCGCUAAAGAAGCGGAUAGUUCAGUGGGACAAGUCGAAACAUGUGUCGCAGAUGCAGCAGGGACGCUGCAACAAGCGUUAACAUCUUCAUUAGAAUAUAACCAGAUGGAGGAAUUAUUUAUUGAAGAAAAAGCUGUAAUACAAUCGGUAGCAGAACCCAUGGAAAUAGUUGAGGAACAAAGUCUGGCGAUGAUUGAUCAAGCGAAAAUAGAAUUAAUUCAAUCAUCUAAAGACAAUAUAACGUCGGAAGAGCAAGUAAAAGUUGAAACUUUGCGAGCAAUUAUUUCUCCUCUUCAAAUAUUACAUGCAUCAUUCGAUGAAAUUGGAGACUUAGAAAUUUUGAAAUCGUCUGACGAGACAACGAUCGCUUUUUCGUCUCUGAUCGAACCAUUGCUAAAUUUAGAGCUUGCAAUGCCAUCCGAAGAUACGGAAGAGUUAAAGCAAGACGUGACAACGAUACAAAAGCUUUCUGCCCUAUGCGUUGUGGAAGAACUGCAAAAAUCAUUCGCCGUAAUUGAAGAACAAGUACAACUUAACAUUGCAGCCGAAACUUUAAAUAGAACGCCUAAGAUGAAUUUGAUGUAUGCUAUCAAGACACCAUUAAAAGACUUAAAGAUGUCCAUUGAAUGCAUCCAAUCUGAUCCAGAGACUUGUCAACUUAUUCAGCAGCAGGCGAUAUUUCCAACCACUAAGCAGAUUGCAGUUUUGCAAACUCUUGCCAAAUCAGUGGAGGAAUUUGGAGAAAGAUUUAUAGCCAUUAUUCGGCAACUAAAAACAGAAGCAGAACCCAUGCUAUCGUCGCAAGUUGCCAAACAAGAGAACGAAACAUUAGAUCCGAAAGUUCUACACGAGAUCAUUGAUCCAAUUCACGUUUUACGGGAAACACUCACUCAUAUCGAGGAUCUCAAUGUUCAUAAAGUCGAAUUAUUAGAAAUGCCGGAGAAGAAAAGCGAAGUUGUUCAAUUGAGUGCAGUGACUCAUCCUUUAGAAAAAUUAGAGCAAUUACUAAUCGCAAGUACGCAGCAGACUAUGAUUGUGGAGGAGGAAGCUCCGAAAGAAUUUAGCGAAAAUCAAGUUCGAUUAGCGAAUGCGAAUCUGAAACCUGUGCUAGAAGAGCUAAAGAAUUCGAUCAUUGUGGUGCAGCAACAAGCAGCCUCGAGUGAAGAUGUUUCUGCAAAAACGUUAAACGAAGCGCUGGAAGGCUUGAAAAUGCCAUUAGAAGCUAUUGAAACAGUCAUCGAUUGUUUUGACGAAACUACCGAAAUGGAAAAAAUGUCAACUUUAUUAACAUUUGCAAAAUCAGUGAAAGAAACGGCAAAUCAACUCACAACUAUAGGAAAGGAAGAGGUUGCUCAACCAGAAAUUCGGGAAGCUUCUCUGUUAAAAGCAGUGACUAUUUCAAUUGAAGGAUUGCAGAGCGCAAUACUGAAACUCGAAGACGAAAUAUCUCAAGCCUUGGAAACGAAAGAGUCGAUAAAAGUCAUCGCUUUGGAAUGUAUGGUGCAGCCACUGCAAGAGCUGCAGCAGUCUUUCUUGACUGCAGCUCAUCAAGAAACCGUUCUAUCAUUGCAACGAUUACCAAUCAAACCAAUAUUGGACAAUUUAAAUAAAUCUGUGGCAAUGAUUCAGGAUCAAGUUACGAGUGUUCAGGAUAAAUUACUCGUGGAAGCGGAUACGGACGAUAUGACGGUGUUGAAGGAUUUCACGAGAUCACUCGGAAAUUUAAGGACAUCGACAGUAGUUCUGCAGCAGCUGAACGCAAUAGAAAACGCUGGUGAACAGAUCGUGGAAAUAGAAAAUGCGUCCGCGUUGCAAGCAUUUGCGAAGUCUAUCGGAGAAUUCAAGAAAUGUUGUUCUGUUAUUAUCACGCGACCAAGAGUUAUCGAAGCGUUUGCGACAAGUGCAGAACUUAAGCAAACUAAAGUGGACACGCAACUUCUCGAAAAUAUAAUCACGCCUUUGCGGAUAUUACAAGAACAGAUCUUAAUUAUCGAAGAAACGAAGAUGCAGGAAACCGAGAAUUUACAUAUCACGGACGAGAGGAAGCCAACAACAGUAUUGAGCAGUCUAGUUGGCCCCUUGCAGCAACUUGAGAAAUCUUUUGUCGCAACGGUACAAAAGGAGCAUGUGAUCGAGCACGACGGACACAGUUUGACGCCUGAACCGCUUUCUGUGAGUCUAGAAAAGCUUGAUCUGCAACCCAUCCUCCAAGAGGUACAGAAAUCCAUCGCUAUUGUUCAAGAGCACAUGGUAUUAGAAGCAGGAAGUCAGAUCGCGUUAGAAACAGAAGCUGAUGCUUUGCUGAAAUCGAUCGCGCAGCCUCUAGUAGAUUUGAGAGCUUCUGUCGCGUCUAUCCAGCAGGCAACUGCAGUUGCGCCUGAAUCGCUGAAUGAACUCACACAACAACAAAGUGUUUCAGCGUUGGAAACGUUCGCCGAGAACCUGCAUAACUUGUCGGAAUGUAUAGCAAUGUGCAAUCAUCAACAGAUAAUCAUGGAACCCGCGGCGGACACCAUCUCUGAAGAUGUUUCAUCUUUGAAUACGUGGGCAGACGUAAUCGAGGAGCCCCUUUCAAAAGUGACACGUCCAAUGGUCGUCGAUCAGGGCGCAAUCGACUCUCCAACUGAGAUCGCAGUGUCAAUCUCGGAAGACGAAGCUUCCGCGUUGAAAACGCUAGCAAAACCGCUGACCGAAUUACGGGAAUGCUUAGCCUUAAUGGUCGAGGAACGUAAGACAGUUGCGCCGAGUGAAACAACGUCUUCUUUAUCGGAAAAAGAGAAUAUCUCAUCGCUACAAACAAUGAUACAGCCUUUGUUGGAGUUGCGAGAUGCAGCUGCGAUAGUGAUCCAAGAACAAACGGCUAUCGAACGCGCUAAUGAUCAUUCAUUUACCACUGAUGGUAAGAACGAGUUUGCUCUUCGUCCUUUGAUAGAACCAUUGGAAGAACUGCGUCAUUCUAUUGCGAUAAUACAAGAUCAAAUGUUGAUUGAAACGCCACCGACGCAUCAGCAAAAGGACAUCAUACUAGACACAUUGGCUGAACCACUGUUUGAUCUGCAACGUGCUAUAUCCGUUUUAGAGACACGAGUGAUGUCGCCAGAUAUCGAGUCAAUGGUCGAGGAUAUGAGCAACAGCUGGAUUACAGAAUGUUUAGCGAUUCCUUUACAUGAAAUAGAGAGGUCGAUAGUUGACAUCCGGCAGUGCACCGUGACAGAACCCGUAAUUGCAAUUGUGGACGAGCAUAGCGGAACAUUAAGACCAGACUGGUCUAUCGUCGAAAAACUAGUGACACCAAUGGAAGGCAUUAAAUCGACUAUAUUACGCAUAGAAAAUGAUUCUACAGAGAUUGAAGCUCUCAAAACAAUGAUAGAACCACUUUCUAGUAUACAGAAAAAUCUGACACUGUUAAGAAAUGAGUCUGAUUUGAACGGUGUUAACAAGGAAGACACCAUCAAUGCUUUUGUUGAAUCUUUUUCUGACCUCGAGACAUCCAUUUCACUUUUUGAAAAAGAAGUUGUCGAUAAACCGUUUUCGGAGCAACAAGUUACGACAAAUCUAAGUUCACCAUUAACCGAGUUGAAACGUUCCAUUGAGAUCGCGAAAAAAUCGCCUGGUGUACAUCUACAGGAUUUGGAGAGACCAUUAGAGCUCGUACAAAAUGCACUUGAAACAGUCUUGUCUAUACAACGAACUAAGAAACUUUCUGAAUUGUCGACAAAAUUACAAAACGUUAUUUCAGAUACUAACGAGUCCAUUGAAUCCAUUGAACGUAAACUGGAUCAACAAGAGGAACCUGUCGUUGUGGAAGUUUAUAUUGAAUACGAGGCACUAGGAAUGUUAACAAAACCUUUACAGAAUAUUAAGCAGUGUAUCGCGCAAAUUCAGAAGGAACCGAAUACUGAUUUAAUAAAUAAUGCUCUUCGGAAUCUCGAGAAAUCUAUAGCCAUAGUACGCGAGCAAUCAGCCGAUAAACCAUUAGCAGAACCACAGUAUACGAAUCUGAGUGCUGUGACAGGAUUGUCGAAAAGUUUAUUCCCAUGCUUAAACGAAUUGCAAGAAUCGAUAAAUGUGAUAAAAGCAUUAUGGCACGAGAAAACAAUGCUAGAAGGAUUAACAAUCCUCGAGGAACCGCUUUGUAACUUGCAAGCUGUAAUGAAAAUUAUCUGUGAUCAAUUCUCAGUAGGAGAAACAAUAUGGGUAAUAGAUAAAACAAAGAUAAAACCUCCAAAGAAAUUUAUAAAGGAAGAGAUAAAAGAUUCUGGAAUUCAAGUUAAAAAAGAUGAUAGUAUAAAUGAAAAGACAAAAACAGAUGUACAAGAAACUGAGUUGGCACAAGAUAAAGAUUUAUCGACAGUAGAUAAUAAGGCAAAACAUACAGAGGCUGAGGAGAAAUUAAAGAAUAAAAAAGGAAAACUAACAGAAAAGAAAGAGAGAGAAAAGAAAGAUAAAAAGAUAGCGGAAGAACAAAAAAUUGAUAAAGAUGGAAAAGAAGAGAAACAAGAAAAAGAAUAUAAAGAAGUAGAAAAACAUGAGAAAGAGAAAGAUCAAAUACAAAAUGAAAACGAGAAACAGGAAAAAUCAGAAAUAGUUAAAGAAACAGAAAAAGUAGAAGAAAAACAGCAAAAGAGAAAGGAAAUAAAACAAGUACAAAAGAAAGAAGCAGAAAAUAAAGAAGAUGUAAAAGAUAAUAAAAUAAAGCAAGAUAACAAGGAUCAUGAGAAAAUAGAAAAAGCUAAAAGUAUGGAAAAAGAGGAAAAACCAGAAGAGGUAAUACAAAUUAGAAAACAAGAUGAAGUAGACGUAGUUAAUAAUAAAAACGAAAUAGAAGAACCUAAGAAGAUUAUUGAUGAUAUUAAAAAGGAAGAAGAUAAGCAAAAAGAUAAAGAUCAUGAAAAGAUAGAAGAGAAAGAGGAAACCGAACGAAAAGAAGAACAAAAGACUGAAGAAAUAGGAAACGUAAAAGAUUCAAGAGACAUAAAAGAAGACAAAACAAAAAGUGUACUAAAAGAUAAAAAGAAAAAGAAAACUGAAGAAAAGGAAGAGCAAAAGACUAAACAAACAGAAAAAGCAAAAGAUGUAAAAGAAAACAACACACAAAGCGCAAGAGACGAGAAAAAGAAAGAUAAAAUUGAAAGUGUUAAAAAAGAUGAAGAACAACAAGCGGAAGAACUAAAGAAAAAAGAGAAGGAGCAGAAAGGAAUUGCAGGAGAAAAAGAAAAAAUAGAAAAGAUAGAAAAAGUGGAAGACAAGAAGAAGGCUAAUGAAUUAGAAAAUAAAAAAAAGGAAUCUAAUAAAGAGAAACAGCUUACAGAGAAGAUUAAAAAAGAAAAAGAGAAAGUUCUCAAAGAUGAUGAAAAGUUAGAGAAAGAACAAGACAGUAUUAAGAAUAAGGAGCCUGCUGUAUCAAUAAUAAAAGAUAAAGACUUUCAGGAAAAUGAAGAAAAAAUUGACCAAUUAAAAAAAGAAGAAAUAAAGAAAAAGGAAGAGGAACAGAAAAAAACAAUCGCAGUAGAGCAAGAAAAAGAAGAAGAAAGCGAAAAAGUUGAAAUAAAAAAGCUUGAUGAAUUAGAAAUUAAAAAAGAAGAAUCAAAUAAAGAGAAGCAGCUCUCAGAAAAGAUUAAAAAAGAAGAACAAAAGAAAAAGGAUGAAGUUAAAAAAUUAGAAAAAGCAGAUGAGGGACAAAAAGAAACAAUUCAAGCUGAAGGAGUAAAAAUAGUGGACGAUGAACAAGUAAAAGCUAAAAAGGAUAUACAAGAAAGUAAGAAAAAGUCUACGCAGAAAAAAGAUAAACAAGAAGAUAAAAAAGCAGAGAAAACAAGCGGACAACAAGAAAAGAAACAGGAAAUUGUGCAAGUGGAAGAAAAGAUACAAGAAACGCAAAAUGAAUAUGUAAGUAAUAUAAAGAACGAAAUUGAUGAAGACAAGAGCAAACAGCAAUUUGAAGAAACGAAUGAAAAUCAACAGCAAGAAGAAGGUGCACGUAUAAAACAAACUCAAGAAGAUAAAAUAGAUAAGAAAAUUCAAAAACAAUCAAGAGAGGAUGAAGAUCUACGUUCAAAAACGAAGAAAGUUCAAGAAGAGCAAACACUCGACAGAAAGCUACGCAAACAACAGGAGGAGAAAGAAUAUCACUUUGAAAAAAUAGAAAAAUCGAGAAGAGAAGAAAAGCAAAGACAAUGGAGGCCACAGGAUGACAAAGAUCGGUUGCAAGAAAGAAUCUUUACAAAGGAAAAGGAACAAGACAAAAUUGAUAAAUAUAGAAAGAGUAUACAGAAAGAAGAAAAUGAUCGUCAGACGAGAAAUGAUAAUAAGAAAUUCUAUGAAAUUGAAAUAGAGAGCUUGCAGAAGAAAAGAGUCGUAGACUCUUCUCAAAUUAGAAAAGGAGAAACUGACUAUGAGGCAGAAGAAAGAAGAAGAGACGAAAAAAGGAUUAGGAGAGAUGAGACUGCUAGAUUACAAUGGGAAGAAGAACAAAGAUUACGAAGAAGACAUGACGAGGAAAUAUUCAGGAAUAAGCGGAGAAGGGAGGAGCAAAUAAGGGAGAAUGAAUGGUCCAGAAGACGUGAAAACGAAUCCGAUCGUUUUCUCAAGAACAUGUUAGAGCCUAAAAGCAAACUCGAUAAAUCGAUUGCGAUAAAUCGAUUGUUCUCCGACAUUAAUUAUCCACGAGAAUACACUUCUCGCUUUGAUUCCGGUAUAUCAACGCUUUCCAGCAGCUCCAGAUCGUACAGCAGUAAGGACUCUUUGUCCUCACUGAGUAGAAGAAGACUCGACGAUUAUUGGGAUCAUAAAUUACGUGGUUUUUCCAUGGACAAAUAUUAUUAUGAUACUGGACCAUCAUACAGGAGGCGCAGGAAAAGAGAAAAUCGUAUGAUUCGCGCAAGAUCGACUAGUUUGCUGAGGUAUGAAGAUUAUUCGACUGAAGACAGCGAUGUCACCAUUGUACCUAGCACGUACGCUCGACCUACCAGACGGACAAAAACGGAGACCACCUCGCGUGUCAACUUUGACAUUUACGAGUCUGCUCCGUGCAUUUAUAGUAGUCAAAAUGAGGGACUUUCGUGGGACAAACCUAAGAAGCCAUCAUUUUGCACAAGAUUAACGAACAGAGUUGUUGAGACCGGCAUGAGAAUAAGACUGACCUGCACCGUUCUCGGUAAUCCGGAACCACGUGUUUAUUGGACCAAAGAUGGCGAAAAAUUGGAUGCAUCAACCAGUUGUUGCAAAACGCGAUACGAGAACGGUAUGGCCUAUUUGGAGUUAUAUGAUACAGUCCCCGAAGAUGCCGGAAUCUACACAUGUAUAGCUGAGAACGUUCAUGGCACUUCGAGUACCGAGUCCACCUUAAAAGUUUAUUCCGAUUACAAGCCUACGCACAUGCCACCAACUUUUGUAAGAUCAAUCACAGAUAUUUAUCGAUAUGCAGACCGCAAGCUGAUUCUAGAAUGUCGGGUACGAGCACAUCCAAUUCCUUCGGUCUCCUGGCUGAGGAACGGGCAGAUUCUACAAGGGCAGCGUUACAAGCAGAGCUAUCUUGACGAUGAUGUCCAUCGAUUGGAAAUAACAGAUCCUAAUAUCGCGGAUAACGGGCAAUAUACGUGCCGCGCAACGAACGACUUACGUACCGAAGAGAUAUCUCACAUGGUUUAUAUCGAAGAUCGAGAUUGGCAGCCUGCGAGCCGAAACGAUCGAAGUUUGAGCGAUGAAACUCGAUUCGAAGUUGCACGACGACCACAAUUCUCCAACUUGUUGAAAGAUUAUUGUGUACCUACUGGUGGAACAAUCGCCCUACAAGUAGAAGUCAAGGGUGUACCAACUCCGGAAGUGAAGUGGUUACGCGGUGAUCAAAGGGAGCCGAUCGCGAUACCAAAAGCAAGAACCUUUACCGAGCGUGGAUUGCACACGUUAAUUGUACCGGAAGCGACAGAAUCAGAAAGGGGUACAUAUGUGUGUAGAGCAAUCAACGCUUAUGGACAAGUGGAUAUGAGUGCAAUGGUGGACGUAGUAUCAGCAAGCGCCAUUGAUGGAGGAAAACCGGCAGUAUUUGUUUCGAGACCGGCCAAAAAAUCGAUCGACGUUACUGUUGGCGAGGAUGUUAGUAUUUCCUUCCGAGUCCAAGGAGUCCCCAAGCCGCGUGUAACGUGGAUGAAGGGAUUAACGGAUAUUACGGAUGGACCGAGAUCAUACAAGGAGAGCAUUGAUGAUUAUGUCAGAUUAAUAUUAAAAAGAGUUGUACCUUCUGACGAGGGUACUUACUGCAUUUUAGUUAAGAAUAGAUAUGGUUGCGACAGAAGUUUCUUCUCGAUCAAGGUAAAACAACGUGCAAGAUCAUUAACUCCUUCGCCAGAUUGGAACUCUGUUACUGAGACAGUAGAGGACCGCGAUGAUGACAUGUCUUAUGUGAGAAAUGUACCCGGUCCGAUUAGUAGUGAACCCGUUGUUAUUGAUGGUGGAAAAAAUUGGUUGUCACUAAGUUGGGGUAAAGCGGAAAGAAGGGGACCCGCGCCAGUGAUUGCUUACAAAGUCGACGCUUGGCUCUUAGGCGGUGACGGAGGUGCACGAUGGGUAGAGUUGGGUAUUACACCGAUCAACGCGUUCGAUGCGUUCAAUUUGCGGCCAGGCGGAGAAUACAAGUUCCGCGUGACUCCGCGAAAUCGUUAUGGUUGGGGCGAACCGGUUACCAUGACGAGCUCGGCGUUAGUGAGCGAGAACACCGAUCUUCCGGAAUUCACCAAAAUUCUUCCAGGUCAAUUGAAAGCCCUCGAGGGAACGCCGAUAGAAUUAGAAUGCGAGGUUCGUGGAGAUUCCAAGACGGAAGUGCGAUGGUACCGCGAAACAACAGAGAUAGACCCGCACGGUGAUUCACGAUUCUCGAUACGUCACGAUGGUUCUAAAUGUUCCUUAACGAUUGCAAACGUCAAAGAGAAUGAUUCUGGAAGAUACGUUUGUGAAGCGAACAAUAAAAUCGGUAGAGUCUCCUCGUUUGCUAGGGUCCUCGUUGUUACCGAUCCAAAAAUCAUCGAAGCUGACGCAAAACUUAGAAAUGUGAACGCCGAAUCUGAGGAUAGACCACCGCAAUUCACGAUGAGAAUACGCGACAGACGAGUGCAGACGACGUACCCGGUGAGGCUUACCUGUCAAGUCACCGGACAUCCUGUGCCAGAGAUUAUGUGGUAUAAGAACGAUGUGGAAAUCUCUCAAGAUGAUCGCCACAUCUUCUGGGACGACGACUCAAACUUCCACACUUUGGAGAUCAUUCAUUCCACCCUCGACGACUCCGGAUGCUACAUGGCAACAGCGAGAAACGUAAAUGGCUCGGUGUCUUGUCGAUGCAUCCUCGUAGUAGACAAGGGAAUUCGCGCCUACAUCGCUCCGGAAUUCCUACGUGGCCUCGAUGCGGCUUACACGAUCCCCUUGGGCGGUGAAUUACGGAUGUCCGCGCAACUUGAGGCUUACCCAAGUGUCGGUGUGGUCUGGCAUCGCGAUGGUAUUCGUCUGCGACCUAGCAGAAGGGCCAUAAUGACGUUAAGCCACGACGGCACUGUUCAAUUUUGUCUGGCUAACGUCACCGCUCGAGACGCUGGAGUUUACACCUGCACGGCGACUAAUGCUGUCGGUCAUGCCGAAACAUCGACCAGAAUGGCUGUCAUCACUGACGUGGUCCAAGAUCAGUUCUUCGCUGAUGGGCCCGCCAACGUUACAAGCGCAUCUCCAGAUAUACCGUACUCGAAGGAACCUCUUUUCGUUACGAAACCGUUAUCUACCGAAGCAGUCGAGGGCGAUACGGUCGUCAUACUGUGCGAGGUGGUCGGAGAUCCUAAGCCAGAAGUGAUAUGGUUGCGCGAUUUUCUCAAGCCUGACUAUUACAGGGACGCACCUCACUUCCGCCUAGUGGGUGCAGGGCCACAGUACCGAUUGGAGAUUCCUUACGCCAAGCUCGACUUCACCGGAACGUACUCCGUGAUAGCCCGCAACUGCCAUGGAGAGGCAAAGGCUGUGAUUUCUUUGCAGAUCUACGCUAAAGGCCAGGGCAAGGAAGAACAAACGCAAAAGUCUCAAGGCAAGGUGCUGACCCUGCCGAUCAUAAAGAGGGAACUGCGGGACAUUAGGUGUUGCGACGGCGACGCUGUUUCUCUCGAGUGCAAAGUUUACGCCACGCCGGAACCGCCUUUAAUUCGCUGGGAGCGCGGAGGCAAGAUUAUAGCUAUGGUGGGCGACUUUGCCAGCGAAUUUGACGGUGAAACGGCGCGGUUAAGCAUCCAGCACGUCUAUCCCGAGGAUGAGGAAGAGUACACGUGUGUAGCUUACAACGACCUUGGAAAAGCUUAUACAUCAGCCUGCCUGGUCGUUGAUGUGCCCGAAGGGAAGGAGAAUAUACUGAGCCAGAGAUUAACGAGGCCGGUAGGUUUGCUGUCAGCGGGCUCGACGCCGAGAUCAACACCGCGAUCGACGCCGAUCAGAAGUUUAUCGCCGACAGUUUCGCAUGGCCGUGAAUUUAGAUCGCCGCAGGUUCUGUCGCGAAGCAGCCCAUCAAGGCGACCGAAGGUCUGUCCACCGAAAUUUUACGCGGUGCCGCACAAUCGUUUGGUCCAAGAAGGCGAGACGGUACGCUUCCAAUGCGCCGUUAUCGGCCAUCCCGCACCUUGGAUAAGGUGGGACAAGAAUAGCACCAUCGUAACGCCAAGUGCGAGGAUCUCCAUCAAGGAACGGGACGACGUUAAGAUACUCGAGAUCGUCGACGUAAUGCGGGAGGAUGCUGCUCUCUACAGGGUGACGGCGGAGAACGACUUUGGUCGGAUUGAAGCCAGCGCUCGUCUCGAAAUAAUAAGUCGACACGAACCGACAAGUCGGACUAUCAGAACCAGAAGCGCCUCACCCAGAACCUACCCUUCGUUCGAUCGAAGCCUCCUCCCGACAACGAGCAGACUAAACAGCCGCUUACAGUUGGAGUGCCGCAUAAGAGGGACUCCGGGCGUGACACCAACAUGGUACAGGAACGGGCGGCCAUUAGAACGAUCCGCGCGAAUAAAAAGACACUUCGACGGCACAACAGCCAAAAUCGAAAUAACGAAAGUGAAAGCUAGCGACGCGGGUGAAUACACUUGCGUGGCGACCAAUGUCCUUGGGUCAACGAGGAGUAGCUGUCAGGUGACUGUACUGGAUCCCCAUGAUUCUGCUGUCACGGACAGGAGCGCACCGCGAUUCGUGCAAUCGCUACGGGAAGAAUCGAUCGUUAUGGAAAAUCAUUCGUAUGAAUUGCAGACCGGAGUCAUAGGCACGCCUCCAUUCACGGUCACUUGGUCCAAAGAUGGCCGCGAAUUACCAGACAAUGAUUAUUAUAAAUACGUCGUGUACGGAGAUGGUGGCGUUGCACUCAGAUUAUCUGAAGUUCGACCGCAGGAUGCUGGUGAAUAUGUCUGCGUAGUGCAAAAUGAUUUUGGUGUUGCGUCCUGUAGUGGGCUUUUCGCUGUGCAAGAUUACAAAGAUGUUUCCAAAUUAGUGCCUCAAUUCACAAAGACUCCGUUAUCAGUUACCGUCGCUAAAGGCACUACCGCAUGUUUCUGCGCUCGAGUGCAAUGUGGAAGGACUAUGGAAAUUAUAUGGACAAUUAAUAGAAAAGACGCCCGUGAAAAUGCAAAGUGUAAAAUCGCAAAAGACGGAAACGUCAGUAUCUUAAGAAUAAGCGGCGUGUCAGCACGCGACACGGGUGAGAUUCGGUGCACAGCUUCCGUGAACGGAAAGGGUCCAUCUAUUAGCUGCGUCGCCAAGUUGCGAUUGCAGCGAUCGCCAUACAAUCUCACUGAAUAUGCGACGAAGCCCGAAGACAUCCAGUUUCCAGCACAAUCCAAGCUGUCGCCGACGAAUACUAAACCCACAAUUAUGCCGGAAAAAGUUGCAGCGCUGUCAUCACUGAAACGUCGACGAAGAUGCGAAGAAUCGGCAACGCGUACAAGAUCAUCUUCGUUUCCGCGGCCGACUGCAUCGUGCAUCAAACACAUUUCUCCUUUGCCGACAAGAAAACGCAUUUCCAACAAUACUUUGAGUGAUUUGAGUAUUCGGAAACCGCGAUUUGGGAACGAUCCGUCGACGCGAAGAAUCGUAGAGAAAGAUCUAGACGGUAACGUGGAACUUGCAAAAGACAAAAGUUCAUCGUUACACGAGAAAGAUGCAAUUGACAGUUUACCAUCAUCAGCAGAAACGGAGCGACUCUCUCCUCGGGACACUGGCGUCAUAUCGAACGAAAAGUAUGCGGAAUCAGGUUUAGAAGAGGAGUUGACAAAAGCUGCGAUCAUAAAAGAGCCAACUGACGUCACCGUAUUUAGAGGAAGCAAGGCGGUGCUGAGAGCCGCUUAUCUAGGAUGCCCCGAACCGAUGGUCAAGUGGCUCCGAGUGAAUCGCGAACUACGGCCGGACGGGAAGGUCGGGAUAGCCAGCGGAAACGGCGUGUCUUGCUUGACACUUGAUGACGUAACGUACGAUCACGCUGGAAAAUACGAGAUCUCCGUGGAGAAUUCACUGGGCAAGGAACGACGAUUCUUCAGUUUGGCCGUCGAAGGUCCACCCGAGCCACUCACGGACAAACCAAGUGUAAGUCUCAGCACCGGACGGGCCACGAUCGUUUGGCGAUCGCCACCUUACGACGGAGGCCGCACAGUGAUCGGUUAUACUGUGGAAGCGAAACGCACCAGUGAAAGCACGUGGAUGGUAAUCGCUGAGCGUUGUCAUUCGCUGAGUCACACGAUAUCGACAAUUGGAAAUUCCGUGGUGCCGGGUGAGAGUUAUUGUUUCCGCAUUCGAGCUGAGAACAUCCACGGACUCAGCGAUCCGGGCAUGGAAUCCGAUCCCGUCAGAAUACCAAAGGAAGGAGAAAUAAUGUUCCACGACGAAGAAGAAGACGAAUUCGAACCGAGCUUCGAAGCUCGCGUGGUAAAUCCGGAAGAAGGACGACUCUUUGCUGAGAGAUAUGACGUUCUUGAAGAGCUGGGUAAAGGACGAUACGGUAUAGUAAAAAAAGUGAUUGAACGAGCGACGGGCAUGACACUUGCUGCAAAAUUUGUCAGAACGAUUAAGGCGAAGGAUCGUGCGCAAGUGCGUGAAGAAAUCAAAAUUAUGAACGCACUGAGACAUCCUAAACUUUUGUUAUUGGCUGCUGCUUAUGAAAGUCCUCGUGAAACCGUGCUUAUCACGGAGUACAUUUCAGGUGGAGAACUGUUCGAAAGAGUAGUUGCCGACGAUUUCACAUUAACGGAGAGAGACAGUAUCCUUUUUAUGAGACAAAUUUGCCAAGGAGUUGAGUACAUGCACAAGAACAAUAUCGUACAUCUAGAUCUGAAACCGGAGAACGUAAUGUGCCGUACGCGAACUUCUCAUCAGAUUAAACUGAUCGAUUUCGGAUUGGCUCAGACUUUGAAAUCCGACACACCGGUCAGAGUACUUUUUGGCACGCCAGAAUUUGUUCCACCGGAAAUCAUAAGCUACGAGCCCAUUGGCACUCAGUCAGACAUGUGGAGUGUCGGCGUAAUUUGUUACGUUCUACUGACCGGACUGUCGCCAUUCAUGGGAGAUAACGAUGCCGAGACAUUUGCCAACAUCACUCGAGCGGAUUACGAUCUGGAAGACGAAGCUUUCGACGCCGUCUCGAAUGACGCCAAGGACUUCAUUAGCGGCUUGCUCAUUAAGCGAAAGGAAUUACGCAUGUCGGCAACGCAAUGUCUGGAACAUUCGUGGAUGGCGCAACACGCCGCAGCUACGAGUAAAGUAGUUUUGCCAACAGAAAAGCUGAAGAAGUUCAUUAUACGAAGGAAGUGGCAAAAAACAGGAAACGCCAUUCGCGCAUUGGGAAGAAUGGCGAUCCUUUCAGCAUACAGCAGACGCAGUCCCACACCCACAGCAGAGUCAUCGCCUACGCUCGAGCACCAGAUGGAUAGCAUUGAGAUGCAGUAUUCCGAGAAUAGCACAAACUCGGACUACAUCGAUGAAAAUGUGCAACAUGUCGAGAAGAGCGCAGAAAGCGAUAUUGCAAAACCCGAAUGCCGAACAAACUUACGUUCUGCCACGUGUGUAACAGAGAUAAAUAUGCAGAUACAAGGAACACCGACAGAGGAAAAUAACUUGCGUGACUCUGUAGAGCGGAUUGACACGGAGAAGGAAGAAAUUUCUACGUUAGAUGCUGAAUUAAUCUCAGAGAAAGGCACUCCGCGAACUUCCACGGUACAUCUUGAGAUUUUACUCUCGAGGAAGAACAAGGAAAGUGAAGAGCUUACCGAAAAAUCGUCGAAAAUGGAACAGUGUGUAACGUCAAAAUCACAAACACCGCGCAAGGUGUUUCGAGGUGAUUCGCGCGAUUCGGGAAUCGGUGAUUGUAGUUCGACGAACCAGUUGAUUUCUUCGUUGCAAGUAGACGAACUCGGAAUAGUGUCCACUAUCGAAGAAGAAGUAGAUCAUGAGGCACACAAUCGCGAAAGUGAACAUACAAAACAAACUACCGUGAAAAAUCGACUAAGUUCGACAACAGGGAUCCUAGUAAGUUUGACACAGAAUAAAGAAAUCCCUCUCCAUGAAACAGGAAGUACCACGUGCGAUGGCAAGGUAGUUACCAAGAAUGGUGUGACUAAAACUUCGUGUGAAACUAAUCCCAUGCGGAAAGCUACCAACGAGAAUACGGACGCAAGGAUACUAAGUGGCCGCUACCGUGAUAAGUUCCUUCCAACCGGAAACGUGAGUCGCACGGCCAGAAUAUUCGAGAGGGAAAGCGGAACAUCAAAAUCGGAAAGCUCGCAGAUCCCCGCGGCGCAACGCGCAUAUCCCGCCGCGAUAGUCGUGGGAAAGGCGCACAACGAAAGGAUACAGAAAGCCUUCGCAUUCUGGAACAAAUGAAAAAAUAUCUUUUGAAAAGCACAUCGAACGAGCUACGAACCGAAACGAAUAGAUGCUUUUAUCGUGUUUAAGAGGGAUGGAAAUGCGUUUACGAAACUUCAUGGAUAUGUAGAGGAAGAUUGCUGUUUAGGCACACAAGAUAUGCAGUUCGUUGAAUCCGUAGUUGAGAUAUACUUGCUCGUCCUUAUAUUCGAAAAUAAAAUAUUUUAUCAGUUGCAUUAACACACAGGUCGUGCCGAUCUAAUCAGAGAGACCUAACGAUAAAACCAGCGAUCAUUCCCAUGAAUUUUUGCAUACAACAGUUUGCAAUGUUUGUUGACUGCACGUCGUAAAGUCUGCAGAAAGAUUUGGUUCUAAGAAUCCUUCUACGUUACAACCCGCUUAUUAAAUCUCUUUUAUAAAUGCCGUAAUCACACUCACAAGUAGGGAAAGCUGCUUUUGCUGCGAUGCAGACACGUAAUAUCGUUAUUUAAGUUGUGAACGUACUUUCGGGGCAUAGAUCUGUGUCAUAUGAUCAAUGCUUUAGUCAGGUAUAUCUUGUGGAUAAGACGCAGGUAUAUGUUUAAGAAACAUGUACAUAAUGAAACGAAGAUAUUUCGCGAACAAUUGGUUGUAUUACAUCUAGUUCACAUGCGUACAAAACUGUACAUGAAAUUCGAAAUUAUUAUUGAGUGUAUCCCAACAACUGUAUUGUACAGAUAAAACGGGCAGCAGUUGUAUUACUAUCGUAAAUUAUUUACAUAGAAAAAUAAAGGAUACAUAUCUACCUAAA
Messenger RNA from Ooceraea biroi (clonal raider ant), 23795 nucleotides. RefSeq lists its product as uncharacterized. NCBI's taxonomy places the organism in Eukaryota, Metazoa, Arthropoda, Insecta, Hymenoptera, Formicidae. Gene Ontology annotation, molecular function: protein binding; ATP binding; protein kinase activity. The record is from RefSeq and is a predicted model, not a curated record. Gene Ontology annotation, biological process: protein phosphorylation.